Daphnia pulicaria is the source of this 915-nucleotide messenger RNA. It is a transcript of the gene PSMG1, whose product is annotated as proteasome assembly chaperone 1-like. NCBI's taxonomy places the organism in Eukaryota, Metazoa, Arthropoda, Branchiopoda, Diplostraca, Daphniidae. Gene Ontology annotation, cellular component: endoplasmic reticulum. Gene Ontology annotation, molecular function: proteasome binding. Bases 66 to 866 code for a protein of 266 amino acids. The transcript is spliced from 6 exons. The record is from RefSeq and is a predicted model, not a curated record. Gene Ontology annotation, biological process: proteasome core complex assembly.
GUAAUGUAAAGUCGUCUGCUUUGAAAGUGACGUAAGUCGUGAGAAGUUUGAAUUAAGUUUUUGAGAUGGAAUCAACAUCACUUCGAAUCCUUGAGGAUCCUAAAACCGAAGAAAUUCCUGAAGACGAUGAUGAUGAAGGUUUCAUUUCAUUUGCCACUGCAAAAAUACCAACUUACACAAUUCAAUUAGAUGAAAACAUACGUGAAAAAUGUAAAACAGUUAUCCUCUCUGAAGGAUUACAGGCGACAGAGUUUGCUAAGAAUCACCUUCCUCUUGUUAGCCCUGAUCCUAUUGUGAAACUGAUUAAACAAACACAGUUGGAUAAAUCCGAUAUUGAGAUUUGGGGCUUGCAGUACAAGGAGCCUGAGCCGUCCUUGUUUUUCCAAAUAAGUCAGGACAUUUUACUCUGCACUUGUAGUUCAACAAUGUCCUCUGAAGAUUUUUAUCUGUUUGCCCAAACUGUUAUAAAUAGCUUCAAGAGUACCACAACAGUGCUGGUAUUAACAGUAUCUGCCAGCUCAAAUUUCAAAAGUGAUGACCAUCCAACUUUCAUGGAGACACCAUUGAUGAGAACAUUAGCAACUACAAACUACAGUUGCACUGACUUUUUGAAAGGCACCAGACUCGAGCAGCCCAAUAUCUUAGGAGGAGUUGCAGCAGGAAUAUUGACGGUGUGCGAUAUAAAAGAAGUUCCAGCCAUAGCGUGUGUGGUUUUCUCCUCCACUCUUAACCUAGAAGCAGAUAUGGUGGAGGGAUUCACAAAAUUUUUAGGCUCGGUUGAAUCUACCCGUCAACUGCCAAUAAGCCGGACUGGACGUUUCCCAAUUCGUAUUCAGAGCGCAAAGACUGGAAACUUGUACAUCUAAUAUUUUCUAAACCGCAAACCAAAUACAUGAAACGUUUGCUGUAAACUUA